Molecule: messenger RNA, 3535 nt
Organism: Athene cunicularia (burrowing owl)
Lineage: Eukaryota; Metazoa; Chordata; Aves; Strigiformes; Strigidae
Gene: TRIM37
Product: tripartite motif containing 37
Exons: 24
Coding region: 36-2939 (967 amino acids)
Biological process (GO): protein autoubiquitination; negative regulation of centriole replication
Cellular component (GO): peroxisome; aggresome
Molecular function (GO): tumor necrosis factor receptor binding; ubiquitin protein ligase activity; zinc ion binding
Source: RefSeq, a predicted model, not a curated record
AGAGCAUUGCUGAAGUAUUCCGAUGUUUUAUUUGUAUGGAGAAAUUGCGUGAUGCACGUCUGUGUCCUCAUUGCUCCAAGCUGUGCUGUUUCAGUUGUAUUCGGCGUUGGCUGACUGAACAAAGAGCUCAGUGCCCUCACUGUAGAGCCCCGCUGCAGCUACGAGAGCUCGUGAACUGUCGUUGGGCAGAAGAGGUCACGCAGCAGCUUGAUACGCUUCAGCUGUGCAAUCUCACCAAGCACGAGGAGAACGAAAAAGACAAGUGUGAAAAUCAUCAUGAGAAGCUUAGUGUUUUCUGCUGGACCUGUAAGAAGUGUAUCUGCCACCAGUGUGCCCUCUGGGGGGGAAUGCAUGGGGGACAUACUUUUAAGCCACUGGCAGAAAUCUAUGAGCAACACGUCACAAAAGUAAACGAAGAAGUGGCAAAGCUUAGGAGAAGACUCAUGGAACUGAUCAGUUUGGUGCAAGAAGUGGAGAGGAAUGUGGAGGCGGUGCGUAGCGCGAAGGAUGAGCGAGUUCGGGAAAUCAGGAAUGCAGUGGAGAUGAUGAUUGCCAGGUUAGACACACAGCUGAAGAACAAGCUUAUAACAUUAAUGGGUCAAAAGACAUCACUCACUCAAGAAACUGAACUUCUGGAAUCCCUGCUUCAGGAAGUAGAACAUCAGUUACGAUCGUGCAGUAAGAGUGAGUUAAUAUCCAAAAGUUCAGAGAUCCUGAUGAUGUUCCAGCAGGUUCAUCGGAAGCCCAUGGCCUCCUUUGUCACUACUCCUGUCCCCCCAGACUUCACAAGUGAAUUGGUUCCAGCCUAUGACUCGACUACAUUUGUCCUGGAAAACUUCAGUACGUUGCGUCAGCGAGCAGAUCCUGUUUACAGUCCACCUCUUCAAGUGUCAGGACUCUGCUGGAGACUAAAAGUUUAUCCAGAUGGAAAUGGAGUAGUACGGGGUUACUACCUGUCUGUGUUCUUGGAGCUGUCCGCUGGAUUGCCAGAGACAUCCAAGUAUGAGUACCGUGUAGAAAUGGUUCACCAGUCCACCAACGAUCCCACCAAAAACAUAAUUCGAGAGUUUGCCUCUGAUUUUGAAGUUGGAGAAUGCUGGGGUUACAACAGAUUCUUUCGUUUAGACUUGCUAGCCAACGAAGGCUAUUUAAACAGGCAAAAUGACACUGUGAUCCUAAGGUUCCAAGUGCGCUCACCAACCUUCUUCCAGAAGUGCCGAGAUCAACACUGGUACAUUGCUCAGUUGGAAGCAGCUCAGACAAGUUAUAUCCAACAAAUAAAUAACCUUAAAGAAAGGCUUGCCAUUGAACUUUCCCGGACUCAGAAAUCACGAGGCAUUUCACCUCCAGACACUCAUCUUAGUCCCCAGAAUGAUGAUGGUUCAGAAACAAGAUCAAAGAAAUCUGGACAAAGCACUGAGGUGCUGCUUGAGAAUGUUGCUGCUCCAGGAUUGGUGCGAGAUAGCAAGGAAGAGGAGGAAGAGAAGAUCCAGCAUGAAGACUUUAACCAUGAGCUCUCUGAUGGUGACUUAGAUAUAGACCUUGCUGGAGAAGAUGAAGUGAACCACCUCGAUGGUAGCAGCUCUUCAGCUAGUUCAACAGCAACUAGUAACACUGAAGAAAAUGAUAUUGAUGAAGAAACUAUGUCUGGAGAGAAUGACGUGGAAUACAGCAGUAAUAUGGAGUUGGAAGAAGGAGAUCUCAUGGAGGAUGCAGCAGCUGCUGCUACUCCUGGAACAUCAGGUACAAGCCAUGGCUACACCAGUGCAAGUGGAAGAUCUUCAAGGCGGGGAGGAAGUGCCCUGGGCUCAGCAGCCAGUAGCAGUUUACUAGAUAUAGAUCCCUUAAUUUUAAUCCACUUGUUGGAUCUAAAAGACAGAAAUGGGAUGGAAAACCUUUGGGGCCUUCAGCCACGUCCACCCACCUCUCUUCUGCAGAACAGAGCCUCGUCCUAUUCCCUGAAAGAUCGAGAUCAGCGGAGACACCAGGCAAUGUGGCGCGUGCCACCGGACUUGAAGAUGCUGAAAAGACUUAAAACUCAGAUGGCUGAAGUUCGAAGCAAAAUGUCUGAUGUCAAAAACCAGCUGUCAGAAGUGAGAAGCAGCAAUGCUGGCUCAUGUGAUGGGCAGCCCAGCUUCUUCUCCAUUGAGCAAGGUGCUUUAGCUGCCUGUGGAACGGAGAGCUGCAGCAAGCUGCAAGAAAUAGGAAUGGAACUCCUGACAAAGUCUUCGGUUACCAGUUGUUACAUAAGGAAUUCUGCCAGUAAGAAAAGUAAUUCUCCCAAACCUCUUCGCUCGGGAGCAGCAGGUAGCCUGUCCUUACGGAGAGCCAUGGACUGCGGGGACAGCAACCUGCGUCUGAAGGGAGACGGGAAAACAGAAGGUAAACGAGGUGGCAUAGGGAGCUCCAAGCUGAGUAGCCGGCAUCACACUCCCAGGCCCCUGGCCGGCAGCUGCACCUCCGAGGCGCUGCCCAAGCCCGAGGAAAGACCUUGUGAAGGUUCAGAUUCUGAUGUGGGAGUUUCUGGCUUGAAUGGUUUAGCUGCUGUAGAGAAGACCAGAAAAGUCGGUGCUCUAGGAACGAAUUCUAAAGGAUGUCGUACAGAAGGAGCCCAGGCGGGUGGUGUGGAGAACAGCUCUGAAGCUGGCGAACGGCAGGGUGUGCUCUCUGAAGGUGCUUCUGCAGGGCCCGAGGAAGCUGGGGUGUGUCAGAAGCAUGUCCUUCAUCUCCUGCCAGGAAUGAGCAGUGACAGUGACAUUGAAUGUGACACAGAAAACGAGGAGCAGGAGGACACCGCCUCUGCCUCGGAGGGGUUUAACCACGCCUUCUCCGUCCUGUCCUCGAGCGAAGCCUCGGAGCGGUGCUCCGUGUUCCCGGAGGGGGAUCAGGUCGGUCCCGACGACCUCGGCUUCGUGGCUGGAGAAGACAGCACCAGAUAGAGAACGGGCUGAGGGCCUGAGGACCUGCCGGCUCGGGGAGAAGCGGCGUUUUGUUCAGUGCUGGUGGUGGCUGUGUGUGUGCUCCAUCCCGCCCAGGGCCCUUCUUCAGUCGUCUCAAACCUGCUCCUGGGGCAAAGUGACCUCGGAAGGCCUUACCCUGACACGGCAUUCCCACGUUCCGGCUCCGCCAGCCUCUCAAAAACUGUCUGGAAGGUUCUGGAGCCCUUUCCCAGGCUCCGGCCUCAUCUCAAAUGGCACAACCUGGGUGUGGGGGGUCUGUGUGGAGCCCGGGCGGGGGCACAACAGCCGCUGCAGCGGUUGUUUUCCUCAGCCUGGUGGGGACCAGCUGAACCUGUUGCCAAACUCUGCUGCUGUGCGUUGUGUUUUGAGCUGCUAAACGACGUGUGAAGCUACAACAGCUGAACGCCGGGGUAGUGACGGAGCAUGAGUAACUGUAACCCAGAGCUGUGCGUGUCGCGGCUGCCUGUACUGAUGUUGUUCUUUUCUGUCUGAAUGUUCUGCAGUGUAAGUGCUGUACAACUCCCUAGUUUGAACCUGUUUGCACUUUGUUAAUAAAAUGAAUGUUGAAAGCUGCU